Molecule: messenger RNA, 815 nt
Organism: Drosophila guanche
Lineage: Eukaryota; Metazoa; Arthropoda; Insecta; Diptera; Drosophilidae
Gene: GstE14
Product: glutathione S-transferase E14
Exons: 4
Coding region: 48-743 (231 amino acids)
Biological process (GO): glutathione metabolic process
Molecular function (GO): glutathione transferase activity
Source: RefSeq, a predicted model, not a curated record
UCUGAACGCGAUCGUUUCGUUUUGUUUGUCUACCUGAUAUUUUCCUUAUGUCUGAAGCGAAGCCUAUUCUGUACUAUGACGAUCGCAGCCCUCCGGUUCGCAGUUGUUUGAUCCUAAUUAAGUUGCUGGCGGUUGACGUUGAGCUCCGUUUCGUGGAUCUCUUUAAGGGGGAUCAGUUUGAGAAAGAUUUCAUAGCCUUGAAUCCACAGCACUCUGUGCCCGUGCUGGUCCAUGGCGAUUUGGUGCUGACCGACAGCCAUGCCAUACUCAUCCAUCUGGCGGAGAAGUUCGAUGCCGCUGGCACACUCUGGCCCAGAGAGCACGAUGCCCGCAUGCAGGUGCUGAAUCGGCUGCUCUUCGAGUGUUCCUUCCUGUUCCGCCGGGACAGCGAUUUCAUGUCGGAAAUUGCUCGAAAGGGAUUUGCCAACGUGGAUGUGGCCCAUCACGAACGAAAGCUGACCGAGGCGUUCGGCAUCAUGGAGCAGUAUCUGGAGGCGCACGAUUACAUGGCAGGCGAACAGCUGACACUCGCCGACAUAUCCAUUGUGACCACACUGAGCACGGUGCAGCUCAUGUUUCGCCUGACACGAUGGCCGCGGCUGGAGCGCUGGUUUGCCGCAAUGCAACAGCUGGACGCCUAUGCGGCGAACUGCAGGGGAUUGGAAAAGCUGCGUCAGACCAUGGAGCGGAUCGGCGACUUCCAGUUCCCCCCCGCACCCAACUCCCGCACAGCUGCGGACUAGAAAUUAAUGACUAUUAAAACCGCGUGGGUCAGAUUAAGCCCAUGGCAGGUCGUUCGGGGUGUGUACUCGUAA